Prorocentrum cordatum is the source of this 3713-nucleotide messenger RNA. The record is from the annotation of a GenBank genome assembly. Lineage: Eukaryota; Dinophyceae; Prorocentrales; Prorocentraceae.
GAGUCGGUCAUCAAGCGAGUCCGACGUCGUAUCCGCGGGUUCGGCGACCGGCCGAAGGACAUGGACUGUGCUGGAGCCCUUCAGGAGCUCCUCAAGUGCAAGGAUCUCUACUCGAACAUGGGCGAGGCUUCUACUCGCCGCGACUAUGAUGCUGACAAGCUCAACGUGUUACGACGUGCGCCACAGGACCGGCCUCGUCAGCUUCGAGACGUUGCCCCUCGGCACGUCACCGAGGCGCUGGACCAUUUCGACUCGGACGUCGUUCGCCCCGCGCCGAACAUCCCCGAGGACGAGGUCAUUGUCGAGCCGUACUGGGACCCUCUCCUCAACCCGCGGGACCCCCAGAACCGGCCACGUCUGGUCGACUUCCUUCGACGACUCGCUGCACGGGGCCUGGUGGAUGGCCGGGCGCGUCGGAAGGCGUGCGUCAGUACCUUCUUCGUCGCCAAGAAGAACGGCGACAUCCGCGUGGUCGUGGACGCUCGCCAGCCCAACCAGCUGCACAAGCUUCCCCCUCGGACUGUGCUCGCAUCGGGCGAGGCGCUGGGCUCGAUCAACUUGCUCGACGCCGUCGGCGCGAGCCCUGAGGACUUGGCGGAUUUCGACGGCUGCUAUGAGUCGCUCUGCGCAGGCUCCGUGGACCUCAUGGACGGGUUCUACCAGUUCGCCGACCCUUCGUGGGGCAGCUGGAUGUGCUUCGACGUGGAGGUCACCGCUGACGAGCUCGGGAUCGACUCGAUCUACGACGAGAAGCUCGGGCGCCGCGUGGCCGUAUCAGGCGACGACGUCAUCUGGCCCUGCUUCGCGGCGCUGCCCAUGGGCUGGAGCUGGGCGCUCUGGACCUGCCACGAGGUUCUCGUCGAUGCGAUGGUCGAGGCGGGCCUCCCGAGCGACGGCUGGUGCCUUGACAAAGCCCGGGCGCCGACUCUCGUCGGACAGGCUGUCGUCAGGGCGCCGUACGUCGACAAUGGGAAUCUUGUGUCGCUCAGCGCGCCGGCGCUCAACGACCGGCUGGACAAGCUCACCGCUGAACUGGACCGUCGUGGGCUUCGCUGGCACGAGCUCGAGCGCGCGCAGCCCGGCCUUGUCAUCUUGGGGCUGGUGCUCGACGGGCGCGAGGGCCGACUUCGGCACGCCGCCAAGCGCGCCUGGAGGCUCUACCUGGCUCUGCACCACGUGCUUCGGAUACCAUGGCUCGCCCGCUGGCAGCUGCGACGGAUCGUCGGCCAUCUGGUGCACUACUUCUCCGUCGUGCGCCCCGGGCUCAGCGUGCUGGGGGCCUGCUACACGUUCAUCGGAGACGGCGACCUGUCCACUGUCGUGCGCUUGCCUGGAGAUGUUCUCGGUGAGCUCGCAGUCGCUGCGGGGCUCGUCUUCCUCGGCGAAGUGGACUUGUGCCGCGUGCCGUCCGACAUUGCCUUCGCGACCGACAGCUCGCUGCGAGGCUACGCCGUCUGCGAAGCCCGGCUGGGGCCCUGGGAGGUGCUGGCGGCCGCCAGAUGGCGGGAGCGCCAGCGGUUCGUUGCCACCGAGCCCGAGGUUGCGCCUGACGACGAGCAGUACGAAGGACGGGCUGCCGGCUUCUGUGACAUCUCCGAGCCACUGCCCGUCGAGCUGCCGCCCCGGCUGCGGCACGCCGUGGCCAAGAGGCGCCGGGUCGAGUUGGAGAUCGGCGUCCCGCCCGAGCCGUUGGCGGACGCUCUGCUGGAUGCUGGCCGCUGGGUGGAGCGCCGCCGUGGCGCGUGGCGCCGGCCAGGGCGUAUCCACGCCCUCGAGGCGCGCGCCGCCGUCGCACCGCUAUGGAGAGCGGCAGCCGAUGUCAACUUCCACGGGAAGGAGAUCCUCAGCCUGUGCGACAACAUGUCGUCGGUCCUCGCCUUCGAGAAGGGCAGGGCCACCAAUUUUGAGCUCCUGGCACAGUGUCGCCGGGCUGCGGCCGUCUGCUUCGGGUGCGAGAUCCGCUGGCGCCCGAGGCACGUGCCUGGCAUCUACAACGUCGCGGACCACGGGAGCCGGGCGGCUGACCGGGGUGAGCUCCUCCCCGGACGCUACCGCGGGCGUGGCGCCCUGUCGGCGCCCACCAGCGGCAGCCGCCGAAUGCCCGUGGUCCCGCCGGCCGCGGGCAAGGCCGAGGCCUCGCCGACCGCGGCUGUCGAGUUUGAGAUCGUAGAUGGCAUCAAGAUGAAGUCUCGAAAGUAUUCCCAAACGAGCGACCCCGACAAGAUCGACACGACCAUGCUCGAAACCCACCUGUUGCACUCGAGCCUCCUGGAGUUCUUCUACGGGGCCCACAUGUGCACCUUGGGGCACGCGAAGAUCCUCAACAGGACCCUCCUGAGCGCCCUCGGCCUCUUGCGGUUCUACAACGGGGCCCACCUGUACGUCUUGGGCCACACGAAGAGCCUCAACGGGCACUGGUGGGUGCCGGUCGGGGGCGCGCGCGAUCCAGCGCCGGCGGACCGCACGCUUGUGGCGUUCACAGUCCGUGUCGUGCGACUCUGCCGGUCCCUGGGGAUCUUCGUCACUUUCGAGAACCCGCCUGCGAGCCGUGUCUGGAAGUGGCCCGCGUUGGAGCGAGAGCUGCAGCGCCUUGCCUGGCCGAAGGUGCUGUUCGACUCGUGCAGGUUCGGCGCGCCCUUCAAGAAGCCAGGUGCGAUCGCCGGGAGCCUUCCCGGGCUGGGCCAUCUUGCACUGCGCUGCUGUUGCGCUUGCCGCCAUAGGGUUGAGCUGCAAGGCAAGGUCCGGCAUCCGACGCGGGGCUGGACGUGGCGGACGACUCUGGCCGGGGCUUACCUACCCAGCUGGCGCCGCCUGCUGGUCUCGUUGGCCGGCCCAGACGCCCCUCAGAGUGCUUUCGGGCGCUCGACCCAGGAUGACCUCCAGGCUCGGGCUCACGCGCUGGCAAGCGCGGCCGGGGUCGCCGAGCUCCGUGGAGUCACGGCAGACGUCGAUGCAGGCGCCGACUCAGCCGUGCUGACGCCCAGGCGGGCAGGCCGGAGCCAACGUGACCCUGUCCCUCGUCCAGUGGCCGUGGCCGCCCGGCGCCGCCGGGCGCAGGCUGCCGCGCGUGGAGACGUCGCUGCUGGUCAGCGGCAGGCCGCCCCCGGAGAGUACCUCCGCCUGGCCUCGCUGCGGCCAGCCACGGUCGACAGCUACACGUCCGCCGUGAUCGAGCUGACCGACUACGCCAACCGCCGGGGCCUGCUGCUGACCACGCCGGAGCUGGCCGACGAGACGCUCAACUUGUAUUUCGAAGACUUGUUCUUUGCAGGUGAGCCCCAGUACCUGGCUCGUAACGCGUUGUACGGGCUCUGCAAAGUUCGAGGAUGGUCUGCUAGCCGACCUCGCUUCCAUAAGGCCAAAGAUGCUCUAACUGGUUGGUCGGCAAAACUGCCGACUACGCCGCGAGAGCCGCCGCCGUUCGAAGCCGUCCAGCUGACCUGUGCCGUGCUCGACAACGGGGCCACGUCCGACCUACUGGCGUGCCUGGCCUCCGUGACUGGGUUUGACAUGUACUUCCGGCCAGGCGAGUUGCUCGCCAUCAAACCAGAGCACGUCUUCGGCUCUCGUGCGUCGGGCAGGGCUUCUGACAUCACCGUCGUCGUGGCACCGCUAGGCGACGACAAGCCAGCCAAGAACAAAGAUUUUGACUGUACGGUGAAAGCCGGCACUGACUUGCCAGUUCGCCGAGUCGUUCCCGAGAUUCUCUCUAG